UGUCGAUUUCAACUCUGCAAAUGAUAAGCAAGUGACUACUGAUGUCCGCGAGACUACAAUGAAAUGGAAUGGUCUUUUACGUGACUUAAUGCACAUUGACAAGUCAUAGAGUCACCUCACUCAUCUCGCGACAGAAAAUAUGGAGUACCAUUCUAGUAAAGCAGCAAACGGAGUGUGGAUCGCUUGUAUGUGGCUGGCCUUGGCGACAAGAUUGACAGUACUGGCUGCCAACAACAACUGUUUUGACUGGAAAGGCAACAAGGUAGAGAAUGGGGAGAAGUUCACCCCGAACAACGAGGACCCCUGUAUGAAGUGUACCUGCCACAAGGGCUUCCCCAUCAUGUGCCAGGACGUGGUGUGCCACCCCCCGGAACACAAGUGUGUCACCCUCAUCAAGGUGGAGGAAGAGUGCUGUGAGUACCAGUGUCUGGACCCUCCCCGGUCCAAUCCCGACCUCCCCGGCAUGGACAACAGCACCAUUGGCAAUGGCGGCACAGUAGAGGAUGACAGCAUCACCAACCUGGGGCUCCGUCUGGUGGCCAGCACUGUCACCUCCUUCCUCGUCCUGGCGCUGCUGCUCUUCAUGGUGCACCGACUCAGGCAGAGACGGCUCCUUCUGGCAAUGAGACGGUUCGAGGCACAAUCACGGCGGCAGCAGCUGGAUGAGAGUGAUUCGGACCCCUACAUCCCUGAUACCUACUUUGGCAUGAUUGAAUGUCCCCCCUAUGAAGACCCGCCUCCUCCGUACUCCUCCCCCAAACCAAACCCACACAUCAUGCCUGGGGAGGCCCCACCUCCCUAUGAGGAGGUGGAUCAGAAUCACCAUAGCAACAAUAACAAUAACAACAUCCUGCUCCCAUCUGACACCCAGACCAUCAGCAGCAGAUCUCAGGGUACUCAGGCAAGUAAUCAAUAUGGCCGGACUAGUCCCAGUCAGGACAUAGGAGGAGGAGGAGGACAGCGGACAAGGCGCUCACUUUUUGGGACUGAAAUCACUGACAAUGACCAGAGACAAACCAGUGGUUCUUGUUCUGCUGGCAGAGUUAGAUCUGAGUCCUCAUCACAGAGGGGACCCAGUGUGGAGGCAAGUGGUCGUGAACCUGCUGCAUAUCACAGUAACUCUCUUGGCCGAGUGUCCAACAGCACAGACAGCACUGAGUCACACAACUGCAGCUGUGAUAGUGAGCAGACGCUUCUGAAAAAAGACAGUUUGCCCUGACAAGUCCCACUGGACAAGUCAAACACUGCCUCUUGGCUUCUGCCAGGACAGACUGAAAGGGCGGAAGCUGAGACAAGAUGUCCCAUGUCCCAGGACAUCCCGAAGCUGUCAAGGACAUCUCAAUCCAGGUGCGGACACGUCGUGGAGUCCGGCUAACAGCAGUCAGUCAUUACCUCAAGAAGCAAAUACAUGUAAUCCUGGUCAACAAUAUUCUUCCCUGCCUCCACGGUUACACAACGGACAAAAGGCAGAUUCUGAUGGCUCAGCAAGUGAUGCAGGUAGAACUCUAGCAGCUGCUGCAGCAGCUUAUCAUCCUUUGGCUGAGGAACCACCAGAACCUGUUUUGGACUGCCCUGAGCCACCAAUGGCAACUAGUCAUGGUAUGUCUCAGAGCUGUGUAAUUCUGAGGGAAAACAAGCAUGAUAGGAAUGAUCAGGAACAUCUACGUAAAAGUCUGCCGCCUCUAGAUUUCUCCUCAAACAGUCCCUCGGCAUCUGAAGCUAAUCCUCAGGCUAAAGAUGCUGAGGAUCAAGCAUCAGAAAACCAGCAUAUUAAUAGUAAUGAGUAUCUCAGAAACAUUCGUCUUUCCAAUCUUUUGAACAGUCCAGUGACCUCCUUCGAUGGCCCUGCCUCGCCAGGGUCUCCAGUCACAAGAUCAAUGCGGCGAUCUCAUUCGGUGACCUCGGAUAUUUCAGUAUUUUCAGUUUGUUCAGAAACUGGAGAAAAAAGAUCCAAAGCAGUCGCUGCAGCAGCAGCAGGAAGAGUGUUGAGGAAUGACUCUCAGUAUCCAGACAUCCCAAUAUCUGCUCAUGCCAUGAGGAUGGCCAGUCUCGCCCAACAUGUUGAAGGUCAAGUUCAUCAUGACAGUCGUCCUGAGGGACAGCCGAUGAACGACAGAGGCGAUACCUUUUCGCCGAGUGGGAGGCCUGUAUGUGAUGAGGGAGGAGAGGAGAUGGUGAAGCCAAGGCUGAAUGCUAUAGAGGAAGCUGGAGCUGAUCAAGCUUCAAACUCUGUCACAAUGCAUAAUCCAGCUGUGGAUGCAAUGUCCCCAAAAGUCCACCGAUCUAAGAAAAAGGACAAACAUAAACAGAAUCGUCAUUCCACAGGGAGCGUGAUGCAGGGCAGACCAAAGAAGCAUACCCACUCUUCCUCAGCCCAACUGCCACCUGGGGGAGAGGUGGGCAAGAGAGGUGAGACAGGCACAGGAGCCUCUCCUAGUCACAGGAAGAGAUCUGACAAAGUCCAUGGAUCACCAAGUAGCAAAGCAUCCGGUUCGCCUAGCAACAAACCUGGUACUGGCAAAGGAGACUCUUCGAAAAAGAAGCCUGGAAAACCAGUGUGUGAUUCCUACAAACAAUAUGGUUUCAUUGAUGAUCCCAAUUUUUUACAAUCAAGAAGUGGGAUGGUUGAGUUGAGGUUAGUGGACGCCGAUGACGUUGAAUGUCCUCAGGCUCUGAUAAAGUCAGGAGUUCACAAUGACAAGUCUCAGUCAGGUAGUGAAAAUAAGCAACACAAUGUAGCCCUGGGUAAACCUGGAGGAAAGACACACUUAACAAGUGCUGACAAAAGUUCCUACAGUCCAAGUCCAACUCGACAAAAGUCCUCUCGGCCUCGAUCUUUUGGCCACCUGACAGGCGCUUGUGAAGGAUCCCCCGGCCUAGGUGCGGAACAUUCUCAGCUACCCAUGGUAGGUCAAGGUACGCCGAAACGUAGGUCUCGGAAUGCAACAAAAUCAAAGAAGCGAGUGUCGUAUCCAGUUACAACAGCUGAGGCAUCACAGGAACAAGAAGAUCAAUCAGCCAAUGGUAACCCAGUACCACUUGAAUCAGCCAAUCAAGAAUCAGGUAACCCAGUACCACUUGAAUCAGCCAAUCAAGAAUCAGGUCAAAGGUCUCUACCUUUAGGUCUUAUAACAGUGCGAAAUGGACCUUUAAGUAGCUAUGUAUAGUAAAAGUAGAAUAUUAGUGUAGGUUGACAGUUGUGUAGAAUUCAUUAGCUCACUUGGACCUGUAUCUUCAAUCAUAUCAUAUAUCAUAUUCAUAAAUGUACAUGUCAUUGUGAUGUGUUUCAAGUGAAGAAACACUUGAUGAUUUUACAUCAAAGAUCUUAAAACAACUUGUCUUUUUUAUCACAAAAGCAUUAUACAUAUUCUAUAUUAUGGUUUUAUGUUUUAUACCAUUUAUAGUUUAUUUAAUCAUGUUUUAUGUGGGAGCGAUGCUUUGUUUGAUCAAGGGGAAGUAACUCCAGUUAUCUCCCUUCCUGAUGCCAUGUUUAUUUUACACAAAUUUGUUGCGAAUUUGUCAAAAUAUGUCUCCAUUAUAGAAACCAGUUGAGCUGCAUAAUUUGUGUGCAUGCAGUCUCAUGAAAACAGACCACACCUAAUCAUUGAUUACCGAUUCUGUGUAGCAGCAUUAAACAUUUUAUGCACUUACUUUCUUUUCUCAAAUAAUAACUUGCCAGAGAUUUUGUGGUUUCAGCAAACUGAUCUGUGUGUUAAAUGUUGGUGGACAUCAGUAGAAUCUUUCUGGCAUUGCCCUGUGUUGGAGUUUCUUUCUUCUUAAAUUUGGUAUCAGAUGUAGAUUUUUUUGUUGUGUUUUUGUUGGAUAUUUAAUGUCAGAUAUUUGUGAAGGCAAUCAAAAGUAAUAAGGUGAUAUUUGUGAUUUUGCCUCUCAGAUAUAUCAAAUAUCUCACAAGAUGUAAGGCUGUAUUGUAACAGAUUUAUACAAAACUCUGUAAUGUGAGUCAUGUUGCUAUGGUGAUUUACUGAUGGAGGACCCGCACCUCCUCUCCUAUCGUCCCAUGAUGCCAGGCUGGAUCUGUGACCGACUCGGUGUCGAGAUACAGUGUGCUCCCAGUGUUGUAUCCAUACAUUGGAAAUAUUGAGAUGCACAUGUCAUCAAGUCUUCAGCAUUUUGUCACAGUCAACAUUUCUGAGGUUUGUAUGUUUCUCCAUCACCUGUGAAGACACCUGGACUCCCUUCCUGGCCUGAGUCUGGCAGAAGCCAACAAUGAAUACAACCUACAAACAAUGGUGUUUCUGCCUCAGCCUUGCAGCCAUCUUCUUUAUGUGUUGCUUCAUACAGACAGACUCAGUGGACUUCCAUGAGUUGUUGCACGACAUGCCAGUCUUCAUGAAUGGUUUUAGCCUUGAUAAUUUACCCGAGUUGUUUGUAAAGAUAUUUGGCUUUAGUGAACAUAGAUACGACAAAAUGAGAUUGUAGUACAAGUUUAAAAUGUAAUUGAUGUAUGCAUCAUAUCUUCUUGCUGUGAUUGGUUUUGGCAACAUGCCGCCAGGUAGUCUGUCUUAUCCUGAUGUGACUCAGAUGUCACUGUCACUCUGAUCUCAACAGAUGUCACUCUCAUGUCACUCUCAUGACACUCAGAUGUCAACAGAUGUCACUCUGAUGUCACUCUGAUGUCACACAGAUGUCACACAGAUGUCACUCUCAUGUCACUCUCAUGUCACUCUGAGUCCUGCCAAUCCUGAGCCUUAUUCCUCACAGGCAUCUCAUACCUGUUGUAAGUCAGUGUUAAGGUAUGUGAGUUACGACAACUUAGUACUAGGGUUGUUGUAAGUCAGUGUUAAGGUAUGGGAGUUACGACAACUUAGUGCUAGGGGUGUUGUAAGUCAGUGUUAAAGUAUGGGAGUUACGACAACUUAGUACUAGUAGUGUUGUAAGUCAGUGUUAAAGUAUGGGAGUUACGACAACUUAGUACUAGGGGUGUUGUAAGGCAGUGUUAAAG
Messenger RNA from Haliotis rubra (blacklip abalone), 4963 nucleotides. RefSeq lists its product as uncharacterized. The transcript is spliced from 4 exons. Gene Ontology annotation, molecular function: protein binding. Gene Ontology annotation, cellular component: membrane. Bases 140 to 1219 code for a protein of 359 amino acids. The record is from RefSeq and is a predicted model, not a curated record. Lineage: Eukaryota; Metazoa; Mollusca; Gastropoda; Lepetellida; Haliotidae.